AUGAGUAGAAUGGGCUUUGACCAGCAAUGGAUUGAGUUAGUUAUGAAGGGGGUGGAAUCUGUCUCUCAGUCUAUUUUGGUUAAUGGCAUCCCUCAACCAUAUUUCAAACCAUCUAGAGGAAUAAGGCAAGGUGACCCAUUAUCACCUUACAUUUUCCUAUUUUGUGCUGAAGCUUUAUCCUCACUAAUGUGUCAUGUUGAACUAUCAGGAGCUAUUAAUGGUGUUCCCAUAAAGAGAGAGCCAAUUCUCUUGAAUGGAGCAAGCUUAUUUACUUACUGGAUACUUAUGAAAAAGCCUCUGGUCAAAGACUUAAUAAAGAUAAAACAUCCAUUCAAUUCAGCAGAAACACUCUUAAAGAAACUCAAGAGAUGGUGCUGGAAAUUGCUGGUGUUAAGUCAAUCUCAUGAAAGAUACUUGGAUCUUCCAACUUUGAUUGGAAGAGCUCGUGCAAAGGCCUUUAGGACUAUCCUGGACAGAGUCAAACAAAAGAUUAGCAACUUUAAAGUUAGAUAUCUGUCACAAGAAGCAAAUGAAGUUCUUUUGAAAGCAGUGGUUCAAGCUUUGCCUACAUAUAUCAUGUCAGUUUUUAAAUUUCCAAUCUCAUCGGCAAAGGAGAUCAAUAGAAUGAUGCAACAUUUCUGGUGGGGACAACAAGACCAGACUAAGAAAAUUCACUGGAUUUCAUGGGAUAAGAUGGUCAAGUCUAAAGCUGUUGGGGGCUUGGGUUUCAGAGAACUGAAAGACUUUAAUUUGGCAUUAUUGGCCAAACAAGGAUGA
Messenger RNA from Juglans regia (Persian walnut), 777 nucleotides. RefSeq lists its product as uncharacterized. The coding region runs from base 1 to 777 and encodes 258 amino acids. NCBI's taxonomy places the organism in Eukaryota, Viridiplantae, Streptophyta, Magnoliopsida, Fagales, Juglandaceae. The transcript is spliced from 2 exons. The record is from RefSeq and is a predicted model, not a curated record.